UCAACUCUAAAUGGAGCUCGGGCUUUGAUGAGCGGGUGCUUUGAAGGAAAGAAACACAAGAUCUGUAAGCUUUUAAACAACUAGAUCUAGAUCUACCUAUGGUUUCUUGAUUCUUCAUUCAUGGAACUUCCAGCAGCCUCAGGAGGAGAGAGCAUCAAGGUGUUUGUUCGUGUUCGACCUCCCGAUCCACAUCUUGAGUCCGAGCUCGAUCACAGCGCUUGCCUGGACAUUACUUCUCAGGUCUCCAUCACUGUCCACUGUAAGCCCGAGGCAAAAGUUUUCACAUUUGACCAUGUCGCUGGCAUGGAAACCACCCAGGAGGAUGUGUUCUCUUCUGUGGGUCGACCGAUUAUUGACAGUUGUAUGAGAGGCUACAACGGCACAGUUUUUGCCUACGGCCAAACGGGUUCAGGCAAAACUUUUACUAUGAUAGGUCCCUCUGAUGACUCCAACAACUUCACUCACGAGCUAAGAGGCAUAAUCCCCCGCAGCUUUGAGUACCUCUUCAGUCUCAUCAAUAGAGAGAAACAGAAGUGUGGUGAUCUGGUGGAAUUCCUGUGCAAAUGUUCGUUCCUUGAAAUCUACAAUGAGCAAGUGUUUGACCUUAUUGACGCAGCCUCGUGUGGACUGCACCUGCGAGAGAACAUGAAGCACGGUGUGUACGUGGACGGACUCUUAGAGACGAGUGUGUCCUCUGCAAGGGAGGCGUAUGAGGUGCUAUCAAUGGGUUGGGCCAACAGACGGGUGGCUGCCACCUCCAUGAACAGGGAGAGUAGUCGCUCUCAUGCUGUAUUCACACUCACUAUUGAGUCCAAGAAGAAGGAGUGCAGAGACAGUGUGGCUAAGCUGAAGAGCUCAGUCCUAAACUUAGUGGACUUGGCUGGGUCAGAGAGACAGAGAGACACUCACACUGCCGGAGUCAGGCUCAAGGAGGCGGGCAGCAUUAACAAGUCAUUGUCGGCACUCGGGAAUGUGAUCAUGGCUUUGGUGGAUAUAGCCAAUGGGAAGUCAAGACAUGUUCACUACAGAGACUCAAAGCUCACCUUCCUUCUCAGAGACUCUCUGGGAGGUAAUGCUAAGACAAACCUGGUCGCCAACGUCCACCCGAGUGCCCGGUGCUUUGGAGAAAGUUUGUCAACUCUUAAUUUUGCCCGUCGGACCAAAAUGAUCAAGAACAAAGCUGUAGUGAACGAGGACACCACUGGCAAUGUCUUGCAGCUGCAGGCUGAGAUCAGGAGACUGAAGGAACAACUUGAGAAGUUCAGAGCUGGCAAUGUGGAGCCCCCCCUCUCCCCUGAGCCGUACAUUGGGGGGUCCGAUGACGAGAAAGCCAUUCAAGAGCUAAGGGGAAUGCUCGCUGCCUCCAUGAGCACUAGGGACAAGGCUGAGAAAGACAGAAUGGCCUUACUGGAUCGAGUUGAGAGCUUGCAAAAGAUGUGCAAGCAGAAGGACAACUUCCUGCAGUCCACGAAAAUGAUCCUUAAGUUCAGAGAGACCCAUAUUGCCAAUCUAGAGAAGAACACCGACUCUGAGCCGACAGAGACUGACCAAGGGAAUGCCAUCGGCCUGCUCAAACAGGAGAUAGAACAACUCAAAUACAUGGUGAAUCACCAUCCCGACGUCUCCAAGUUUGCUAGAGAGACUCUCAACCUCAAGGCGGAGGUAAAGAGACUGAAAGGAGUGUCUUCUGGAGGGCAGGACCUCUCCAAAGAAGUGGCCAGGACUCACAAGUACACACUACAGCUAGAACGUCAGCUCAGACACUUUCUAACAAAAGAUGGUGGUACCUCAUCUCCCCUGAGCAAGCGUGGCUCCUCACGACAGUCUGAGGCAACUAUAUUAGAGUUGGAGAACCUCAAGGCUCGUUGCAAACAACUGGCUGCUGAGCUGGACAAGGCCAGGAAGACUAUGCACACUGAGAGAGAAGAGUUCCAUUUAAAGGAGACCAAACUGGAGGCCAGUCUCACUGCCUCUAGGAAAGCAAACCUCGAGUUGGAGAGGAGCAUUGAAGCACUCAAGCUGAAGAACAGUGUGGAGAAAGCCACUCUCAAUGACAUGCACAUGAACACAAUAAAGUCCAUGCUAACACCUCGACGAGAUCUGAUCCAACCCAGCAAGUCCAUAUCCAGUACACCCUACUCUAAGAUUCAGCGUGCCGACUCAGAUCCCAUUCGACGGCUAUCCCUCAGUUUCAAUGGAGCUGUGACCACACCCACUAAACCACCCACUAUUUUUGAGAACCCUGGAAACGUAGAGGUCAGCUCACUUGUAACAACAGCUAAAAUGGGGCUACAAAGGACACCGAGGGUUAAAAGUGAAGAGGAGAAUGAACAUGUUAAUGACAUGAUUAGUUUAGCCACACCUACUGAAGUGGCAGAUGAAGGAAAUGAGAUGAAUAUUGAGGGUGCUCUCACAGAUGAGCUCAAAAUACUGCAGGACAAGAAUAGACACCUGUAUCGGCAAAUAGAGGAUCUUGAAACUAAAGUGCUGCAUUUGGGUCAAGACAGGGCAGCCCUUAAAACGCAGUUACAAGAGCUUACACAGUUAGAUCAGUCUGAGCGUCAGUUACUGCAGAACCGAGAGCAGGAAUGCUUGGAGAAGAUCUCUGCCUUGUCCUCUCAAAUAGCCACUCUCACAAGCUGCAACACUGUUCUAGACAGUGAAGUUGUUGACCUGAGGGUGUGUCUGCAAUCAGCUGACAAAGAGCUAGCGGAGGUCAAGGCAGAUCUCAAGGGGGAGAGACACAGGCAUCAAACUAAGAUCAUGGAGCACAUGCAAACAAUAGGAAAACUGGAGCAACUAGUCUCCACACAGACAGCUGGCUGGGACAGGAGCACAGAACAACUCCAAAAUUUGCAGGAUGAGGUGGAGACACUUCGCGAGGAGCUGACGUUCAAAGAUCAUCACGUAUCAGAACUGAGUAGUGCUGUGGGUAGGGAAAAGGAGCAAGGGACGGCUCUAGAAAAAGAGGUGCAAGGACUGUUGGAGAAACUUGCCAUUGAAGUAGAAAAGAAUACCAGCCUCAGCUCUGAGUUACAAGAGGGCAGUCAGGGAAAGAAGCAAUUAGUCGCGAUGGUGAACGAAAACAGCCGGCUCAAGUCGGACGUGGAGCAGCUUGAGGGUGAACUGCGAUCACAGCUGACUCUUCACAAGCAAGAGUUAGAGGAGAUAGAGAGGACUAUCACCUCACUUCUGACCAGGCAGGGGUCUGAUGAGGUGGCCAUUGCUGGCCUCAUGGGAACCAUUCAGGAACUGAGAGAGGAGUCCAAUAAGAGCAAUGCCCGGGCUACCACUCUUAGUAAAGAGGUAGAGGACUCCAACAAUGAACUGAGUGCAGCUGCUGCAAAGAUUGAUCAGCUCACUUCUGAGGCGUUUACAGUCAAGUCAGAAUUAACGGAACAAGUGUCUAAGUUUGAGAGGGACCUCAAGCGGACUGAGACGGAGAAGGAGGUGAUCCUUGAUGAUCUAGACGGCCUCCAUGAGCAAUACCAGCAGCUCCAAGAGGGGUAUGAUGCUCAGACCAGGGUGAUAGGUGAAGUUCGUGCAGAAGUUGAGAGACUAACUGUUGAGCUGGUAAAUAAGGAGACACAGCUGGCAGCACUGCACAGCCAUCAGAGGGAGAGGAGGGAGUCACUCUCUAGGCUGAAGCAGUGUUUGGAUCAAGCUGCGGACAUGAUCAGCAAGUACGAGGCCAGUCAAGAUGACAAGAAUAAAGAAUUACAAUCAGUAAAGGAGGAGCUGUCAUCAAGGAUGCAUUUACAAGAGGAAAACAGCACCCUUGAGUCUCUUGUCACCUCUCUCCAGUACAAGCUCUCACUCGCAGAGGAACAGCUCCACAGCACUCAGAGUGAACUUCAGAAACAACUAGAAGAAACACUCACUCGGAUCAAUGCGCUCGAGGCAGACUCAAAGCUGGCAGCUCAAGAGCGAGACAAGGCUAAGUAUGAGAGUGAGGAUCUGAGGGAGAAAUGUCAGGGACAAACUAAGACCAUUGAUGCCUUAACUCAACAGAUGGCAAGAUAUAAAUCUCACGAGGAAUCUCUCUUCCUGGAAAAGGAGAACCUUCGAUCACAACUAGAAACCAUACAAGAAGAGCGAUCUAAACUAUCUAAGGAAUGUGAAAAGCUUGCUAAGGAAAAUGCUGUGAUUUCUGGCCACCAAAAUAUCAGACAAAAAAUCCAAUAUCAUGCCACUGUGAAGAUAGAGAACAAUAAGCUCAGAGAAGAGGUGGUCCAGCUGCGUGGCCGUUUGAAGCAGAAAAAUGAGCAAGUUUCUCAGUUGCAUCAGCUAUUGACUGAGAAGGAGCUACAGCCAGCUAGCCACUCAGGAAAGUCUAGCCCACCUGUUCAGAGCACUCGUAGCUAUUCUGACACUCUAGCCAAAGAAAAUUUACUUCCUAAGCGUAGCUAAGUUUAUUCCAUGUGAUUUUUAUGUGUUUGAUGAGCCUUAAAUAAUAUAUUAUAUAUAUCACUUCACACCAUUUUAUUCCAAUGAUGAUCGGUCCCUUCAAAA
This is a messenger RNA of Halichondria panicea, 4512 nucleotides long. RefSeq names its product kinesin-like protein KIF15-B. The record is from RefSeq and is a predicted model, not a curated record. NCBI's taxonomy places the organism in Eukaryota, Metazoa, Porifera, Demospongiae, Suberitida, Halichondriidae. The transcript is spliced from 28 exons. Gene Ontology annotation, biological process: microtubule-based movement. The coding region runs from base 121 to 4410 and encodes 1429 amino acids. Gene Ontology annotation, molecular function: ATP binding; microtubule motor activity; microtubule binding.